UGGCAGCACUGUGCGAGCGACAUGCCAGUAGGAACCUGGUAUUUCACAAACAUGUUUGUGACAGUUUGUGUUCUGGUUUUAACUGUAGCAGCCCCAACCUUGACCUUGAACAUUAGCUCCUGUUACAGUCUGUUCGGGGGAGAAUCACAAUGCAGCGCCUUGAUCGACGAUUUCCGAGGUGUGAGUCUAGGUGGAUGUUAUCCGAACGCAUCCAAGGUAGAAAAGGUGUAUUCAGUGUUGAACUGUGCUAGAACAUAUUUAGCCUGGAAAGCCCGUUACACCUACAUCUACAGGUGGGCUGAUCACCUGUGCUACUGGUGCACUGGUAAGGAAGCGACGUCUCUCAGCUUUAAUUCCCAAGACUCGGUAUUUUUCUUACGAAGGGCUACUCCUGCCCAGAACUUUACGUCUGGUCUUUAUUUUGGAAAUCUUACAAGUUUACUAAACGGCUCUGUGGUACAUGCAACCGUGACUCCUGCGACCUACAGCGACACCACAAGGCUCUUCAUCUGUCUCAACAUUUCCUGCAAAGACAUCCACCUCAACGCCAGGUUCCUGCCGGUCAGUACCACAGAUUCUCUCGACGUCCUGCUGUAUUCCAGAGUCAAGACUGUCUGGAGCUCGCCUAAAAAGACGACCAUGUCCAUCUCCCCGCUGAACCAGAGUCUCCGAAUCUUUGUUCUGGCCACAGUGGACAGGUUCCUAGUCUACGUCAACGAGGCUUUGUGCUGUAACAUGACCUACGCCCUGCCUUUGACAACGGUAGAGAUCGUGCAGCUUUAUGGACCCUCUAUCACCAGAUUUAGCGUUUAAAUUGUCUCAUUAUCGGACACAGUUUUUGGACUGCCUGCUCGAAAAAGACUAGAAACCCUAAAGACCUUUCUCCCGAAGUACUGAACCUUUAAUAUAUUUGCCGGACGGACUGGGAGAAAAUAUGUGGAAUUUAAUCAUUUGUAAUUAAU
This is a messenger RNA of Physella acuta, 962 nucleotides long. RefSeq lists its product as uncharacterized. NCBI's taxonomy places the organism in Eukaryota, Metazoa, Mollusca, Gastropoda, Physidae. Gene Ontology annotation, molecular function: carbohydrate binding. The record is from RefSeq and is a predicted model, not a curated record.